UUCGUUCGCCUGGUCUGUGAGCCGAUGGCACAGAAUGUCCACGCCUAACAACACCGCCCAGGCCCGGAAGCUGGUGGAGCAGCUGAGGAUCGAGGCGGGGAUCGACCGCAUCAAGGUUUCCAAGGCAGCAGCUGACCUCAUGAGCUUCUGUGAGCACCAUGCUCGCAGUGACCCCCUGCUGAUGGGGGUUCCCACCUCUGAGAAUCCUUUCAAAGACAAAAAACCCUGCAUAAUUCUAUAGCUCACCCCCAAAUGCCCCAACACCCAGCCCAUCCGCGCUGUCGCCAAGCAACAGACAAUGGGUACAAUCAUCUGAACACCUGGAAUUUGACCUGAGACAUCCAUUGAACACUGGGAAGACCCAACACUUUGCUGAGAAGUUAUGAGAUGUGUGUCCAUCAAUGUGUAUGAUUAUAUGCAUCUGUAUUUACAUGUAUGCAUAUAUUCAUACUUACAAUAUAUA
Megalops cyprinoides (Indo-Pacific tarpon) is the source of this 463-nucleotide messenger RNA. Its product is annotated as guanine nucleotide-binding protein G(I)/G(S)/G(O) subunit gamma-7-like. Gene Ontology annotation, biological process: G protein-coupled receptor signaling pathway. The transcript has 2 exons. Gene Ontology annotation, molecular function: G-protein beta-subunit binding. Gene Ontology annotation, cellular component: heterotrimeric G-protein complex. The record is from RefSeq and is a predicted model, not a curated record. NCBI's taxonomy places the organism in Eukaryota, Metazoa, Chordata, Actinopteri, Elopiformes, Megalopidae. Bases 35 to 241 code for a protein of 68 amino acids.